Molecule: messenger RNA, 2803 nt
Organism: Megachile rotundata (alfalfa leafcutting bee)
Lineage: Eukaryota; Metazoa; Arthropoda; Insecta; Hymenoptera; Megachilidae
Gene: lqf
Product: epsin homolog lqf
Biological process (GO): endocytosis
Cellular component (GO): clathrin vesicle coat; endosome; plasma membrane
Molecular function (GO): clathrin binding; phospholipid binding
Source: RefSeq, a predicted model, not a curated record
UGCAUUAGUUACGUUAAUUAUAUCAAGAAAAUAGCUCAUAUAACGUGAACAAUCCAUGACAUUAUUCUUAAAAUCUAUCGAAAGAAAUUAUCUUAUAUUCGUGUUGCGUACGAUUGUCAUUUAAUGCACGUACAUACAUAAAUUCUUAAAGUCACUAUGCAUAUAGUUAAUUUAAACUUUCAAACGCUACAAAGAAAUACGCGUUUAAUAUCACAGCUUUCUUGAGGAAAAGUAAAUAUCCUUUAAUUCGUAAAUUGUUCUGGGGUUUUCUGUAUUUCUGGACAAGAAGUAGCUUCAUCAGCGACACCAGCCAUAUUUCGUAUGCCAACAAUGGCUAUGCAGAAGAUGAGAAGACAAGGUCAAGACGUCAUGCAGGUGAAUUUGGCAGGUAUCAGGCGAGACAUUGUUAAUCUCGCUCAUAAUUAUAGUAAUGCACAGAAAGCUGUACGAAAAGCCACCAGCAAUGAUCCCUGGGGUCCAAGCAGUACGCUUAUGGCAGAAAUUGCUGAUCUAACUUACAAUGUUGUUGCUUUUACCGAAAUUAUGCAAAUGUUAUGGAAGAGAUUAAAUGAUCAUGGAAAAAAUUGGCGACAUGUGUACAAAGCUUUAGUUCUUUUAGAGUACCUUAUUAAAACAGGCACAGAAAAAGUAGCACAGCAAUGUAAAGAAAAUAUUUUUGCCAUUCAAACGUUGAAAGAUUUCCAAUAUAUGGAAGGAUCUAAGGAUCAGGGAGUGAACGUCCGGGAGAAAGCGAAGCAACUAGUGGCCUUAUUAAAAGAUGACGAAAGAUUAAGGAAUGAAAGAGCUAGAGCACUAAAAGCAAAAGAAAGAUUUGCACAAUCAGUUAGUGGAUUUGGUAGCGAUGGAUUAGAUACUAUGUCGCCUGUAAGCAGUGAUUUUCAGGAUUGGGAACCGUGUCGUUUAGGAUCCGAAUCUACAGCCAGGCGUACAAGUAAACCCGAAUUGGAAGCUGCAAGACCACAAACGGUCGGGGAAGAAGAAUUGCAGUUACAAUUAGCUCUUGCAAUGUCAAGAGAAGAAGCAGAACAGGAAGAACAAAGAAGGCGUAGCGAUGAUGUUAGAUUGCAGUUAGCUCUUAGUCAAAGUCAACAGGAUUUUAAAGCUCCACAAACUGAGAAACAAAGUCAUAUGCUAGAUCUGUUGGAUGUGAAUUUGGAAGAAGCAUGCGGAUAUAAUGUAAAAACUGAUCCUUGGGGUAUACCGAUUACAGCACCUCCGCCCAGACCGCAGUCUUUGGAUUUAUCUCAUUUUUAUACGUAUAAGCAACAGAACGAUCCAUGGAGUGCUCCUACAACAAGUAGUACAUCACCUGCGAUUGAUCCAUGGACUCCUGUCCCGCCGCAAAGACCAACUGCUGCGAUUGAUCCAUGGAGAGCACCUCCUUCAUCGCCUGUGACCGUUACAUCUUCACCUAGUACAGAUCCUUGGUCUCCAAUACCUUCUGCUACUACAGUUGCUACCACUAUCGAAGCUGAUGCAAACAAAAAACAGGCUGGCCGAGAAGGUAUAACAUCUACUUCUCCAGCUUUUAACAAUUCCACUUUAACGCAGAAUAUCGGUUUUGCUGCACAGUCGCCGCAAAACAUCGGCUUUAAUUUGCCUACUACUUCAAGUGCUACUUUCAAUACUAGCAACGGCUUCAAUGGUACUGGGCCUAGUCUUAACAAUUUCUCCAUUGGAAAUCAGAACAGUUCUGCAGCCAGUCCGCUGAACGAUUUAGACGAAUUUGAUAUAAUUACUAACAGAAAUAAGCCUGGAUCUAGUCUUGAAACGGCAAACAAUGGAGGUACGUUAUCACCAGAUCCAUUCGAUUUGGGUAGUAUAGCUGAUAAUCUUCCAACAAGUACGGGAGCCGUUAAGAAAACACCGCAAUCGUUCCUCGGAGAGAAUUCUGCUCUUGUUAAUCUCGAUAAUCUCGUCAGCACGUCUGCAAUCAAACCGACAACACCUACACCAGCAGCGGCCAUCACAUAUUCAGCAAAUCCGUUCGCGGCGGCAACACCACCACCCCGUCCUACAAUCAAUCAGAUUCGACAGGACCCUUGGGCAGCGAAUACGACUACCACAGCAAAUCCGUUCCUCUCGUAGCUCGAUGAUCAUUUCAAAAUCUCAGUCGAAAGUCAAGAGCACUGUGGUUUGAAAAGUAUUCGAAGUUUUUAGCGGCAACCCUGUACGGUAUAAGUUUCUUGCUCGUUAUGAAAUAAUUUAACUUCAAGAUAUAAAUGAGAAAUGAACGAUAAUCAUCAUCUUGUUAAAACCAGGUAUUUAUUACGCUCGUUUUAGCUAUUUAAAGAAACGAUUAAAACGAUUUUCAUUAAAAACUGAUCCGAGUAAGAACGUCUAUGACCUUAAGCAAAAAAUGGAAAGAAGUGUGAGGAAAUAUAUUACGAAAAUUUGAAUAGAUAAAUUUUAUCAAUCAUAUUUGCUUCUAAGCAAUGACUAAAAAGUGUUUUACCCGUUCCUAUUUUCUCUUUUGUUUAUUCACAGUAGAGUUUUGCUAUAUGGUCUUGAACGGGGUUGUUCUACAGAAAAUGUUUAAAUUAAAAAAUGUCUAAAUUCCUAAAUUUGAGAGUUCGCCGUUAGUGUGCAUGAAAGUUCAUAUGAAAAAGAAUUGGCAGGAAGAUCGUACGAAAAAGAGUCGUAUAGUAAAACUGUACUCUAUAUAAAAAUGUUUAUGUCUAUUGUCAUUUAGUUAUUCUUAUUUUAUUGCGCGUACUAAUAACUAACGAGGAACUAUCUUAAGAGAGGCAAUACAUAGUAAAUCAAAUGGAAAAAAAAAAAA